GAACAAUUUUUUCUCUUUGUUUUGCUUUUUCAGUGUUAAUAAUUUCACAGAUUUAUGUUCAAUUUAUGCACAAAGAUUUGAAUUCAAAACUCUUUAGCUGACCCACCAAACAAUGCCUCUAUCUGUUCCUCACUUCAUCUCUGUCAGCAGAUUUUCAGACCUCAAUGGUGUAAAGCUGCAGGUACGUGGUUCGCCAAGGUGUUUUCAGAGAGAUUGUAAAGUAUUUACAGUUAUAUCAAUGUCAAAAGAGGCAUCAAAUUAUAUACCAGCAGCUCCUAUAUUUCUCCCUGAAGGACCAUGGCAGCAGAUUCCUGGUGGUGUUACUGCUGCAAAGGGUUUCAAAGCUGCUGGGAUGUAUGGUGGAUUGCGUGCUCUUGGAGAGAAACCUGAUCUCGCCCUCGUCACUUGUGAUGUAGAUGCCAUAUCUGCAGGGGCAUUUACUACAAAUGUUGUUGCAGCUGCACCUGUACUAUACUGUAAAAGCGCACUAAAUGCAUCUAAAACGGCUCGUGCGGUAUUAAUAAAUGCUGGUCAAGCUAACGCAGCAACGGGUGAUGCAGGUUAUCAAGAUGUAAUAGAAUGCUCAAGUGCACUAGCUAAGUUACUUCAACUGAAGCAAGACGAAGUCUUGAUCGAAUCAACUGGUGUAAUAGGUCAAAGAAUAAAGAAGGAAGCACUUCUCAACUCACUCCCACAUCUUGUUAAACAGCUUUCACCAACCGUGGAGGGGGCAAAUUCUGCAGCUGUAGCUAUAACGACCACUGAUCUUGUUAGUAAGAGUGUGGCUGUCGAAACAGAGGUAAGAGGAACUCAAAUCAGAGUUGGGGGCAUGGCAAAGGGCUCUGGGAUGAUUCAUCCUAACAUGGCAACAAUGCUUGGUGUGGUAACUACUGAUGCCUCGGUUACAAGUGAUGUUUGGAAAAAGAUGGUACAAGUUGCUGUAAAUCGAAGUUUUAAUCAAAUUACUGUCGAUGGAGACACUAGUACAAAUGAUGCUGUCAUUGCUCUUGCCAGUGGACUUUCAGAAUCAUAUGAGAUUUCUUCUUUGAACUCCUCCGAGGCAGAACACCUACAAAACUGCCUUGAUGCUGUAAUGCAGGGUCUAGCAAAAUCAAUAGCUUGGGAUGGCGAAGGAGCAACAUGUUUGAUUGAGGUGAGGGUUGAUGGUGCUGAUAAAGAAGCUGAAGCAGCAAAGAUUGCACGUUCAGUGGCUUCCUCUUCACUUGUCAAGGCUGCUGUAUACGGUAGGGAUCCAAAUUGGGGCCGUAUUGCUUGUGCUGCUGGCUAUGCAGGUAUUCCUUUCAACGCUGACAAGCUUCAGAUAUCACUUGGAGAUAUUGUGCUUAUGGAAGCAGGGCAACCACUUCCAUUUGAUAGAGUUGCAGCUAGCAAUUAUCUCCGUAAGGCUGGUGAAGUCCAUGGCACUGUUGAAAUUCAAAUAUCUAUUGGUGAUGGUCCAGGAAGCGGACUAGCAUGGGGCUGUGACUUGAGUUAUGAUUAUGUCAAAAUUAACGCAGAGUACACAACAUGAAACAGGACGUGUUGUUCAAAGAUUGAAGUCUCUCCUAAUAAAGCAGCUCAGGCUCAGCCAUUGUUAUUGGUUCUGUAGUUGUAAAAUUCAAAUGCAAAGUAACAUGUAUGGAUACUGCUGGAACCAGCAAAAUUUUGCUAUAGAUUGACAAGACUUUCCAAGUUGUUAUUUCAUCAUUUCACACAUCUUAUAAACUAGAAGCUCCUAUGGCAUGUACCUUAAAUUCAGCGCGCGGCGUCCAUUAUUUUUAUAAAUUUGUAUCUUAUUUAUUU
Molecule: messenger RNA, 1803 nt
Organism: Solanum stenotomum
Lineage: Eukaryota; Viridiplantae; Streptophyta; Magnoliopsida; Solanales; Solanaceae
Product: arginine biosynthesis bifunctional protein ArgJ, chloroplastic
Exons: 17
Coding region: 113-1531 (472 amino acids)
Biological process (GO): L-arginine biosynthetic process; L-ornithine biosynthetic process
Molecular function (GO): L-glutamate N-acetyltransferase activity, acting on acetyl-CoA as donor; L-glutamate N-acetyltransferase activity, acting on acetyl-L-ornithine as donor
Source: RefSeq, a predicted model, not a curated record